AUGGACAAUUCGGAAGUUGAAAAAAACGCUCCAUGGGGUUUGGCUAGGAUAUCUCAUCGGAAGAGCCUCAGUUUCGGGACCUUCAAUAAAUAUCUUUACUCAGAGGACGGUGGAGAAGGCGUUGAUGUCUAUGUGAUUGACACCGGAACCAACGUUGAGCACGUUGAUUUUGAAGGUCGAGCUCAUUGGGGCAAGACCAUCCCUGCUGGUGACCCAGAUGAGGACGGCAACGGCCACGGCACCCACUGCUCUGGCACGAUUGCGGGCAAGAAAUUUGGCGUGGCAAAAAAGGCUAGUGUCUACGCUGUCAAAGUUUUGAAGUCAAACGGAUCUGGAACAAUGUCCGAUGUUGUAAAGGGAGUUGAGUGGGCCGCAAUCUCACACACGGAGAAGGUCCAAGCUGCCAAAAAAGGCAAAGGCAAGAAAGGCUUUAAGGGUAGUGCAGCCAACAUGAGUUUGGGUGGGGGCAAAUCAACCACUUUAGAUCUGGCAGUCAAUGCUGCCGUCGACGCAGGCAUCCAUUUCGCUGUUGCCGCUGGGAAUGACAACACCGAUUCUUGCGAUUAUUCUCCAGCUGGUGCUCAAAACCCCGUCACCGUUGGGGCAUCAAACUUGGAGGACGAGCGUGCAUACUUCUCAAAUUACGGCAAAUGCAACGACAUCUUUGCACCUGGGUUGAAUAUUCUCUCAACGUGGACUGGCAGCAAAUAUGCAACCAAGACUAUCUCUGGCACAUCAAUGGCCUCUCCUCACAUCGCUGGUCUACUUGCUUACUUUCUCUCCCUGCAACCAACGCAAGACUCUGCAUUUUCUGUCGCCGAGAUUACACCAAAGCAGCUGAAGAAAGCCAUUAUAUCUAUCGGUACCAUUGGAAGUCUCACUGAAGUGCCUAAGGACACCGAAAACGUCCUCGCGUGGAAUGGCGGCGGAUCGUCAAACAUGACUGAGGUAUUUGGAGACGAGAGCCUGUCCGAAGAGUACCGCACACUACCUGUGUUUGACUUCGUCGACUAUCUUGAAAGCUCCCAACAGGUCAUUCGGGAACUUAAAUAG
Molecule: messenger RNA, 1053 nt
Organism: Bacidia gigantensis
Lineage: Eukaryota; Fungi; Ascomycota; Lecanoromycetes; Lecanorales; Ramalinaceae
Exons: 2
Coding region: 1-1053 (350 amino acids)
Biological process (GO): proteolysis
Molecular function (GO): serine-type endopeptidase activity
Source: RefSeq, a predicted model, not a curated record